AAUUUCAGUUUUAAGUAAAAGAAUAAUAUUUCUAAAAUAGUUCAUAAGAAGUUCUUUUAACGUAACUCAUUGAUCAGUUAAAAAUUUUAUGAAUUUUUAUAGGCAAAGAAACGCAAAUUAAUUCAUUAAUUAUUUUUCAAAACCAAACAUACUCAAUGUAUAAUUGCACUUUUCCCUAUCAGCCUAUGUUUUGCUACUAUCCAAUGCAAACUUACACUCCGUACAUUAUAUACCCAUAAUAAAUUGUUGUUUAAACCUAAAUUUAACCAAGAGAAUAAGAAGUAUCAAACAAUAAUUGUUUUAAUAACUCAACUAAACAACAUUUUGAAGAAACAAAACCACCUGAAUCAUAAGAUAAUGGAGAUUUAGAUUUGGAUGUAGAAUAUUCAGAUGAAAAAGAUGAAGAUUAUAGGGCAACAGGCUUGAAUGAGAAUUAAGAAAAAAGUUAUGCUGUUAAUUAAUUGAAUGGAUCAACUAAUAUAUAAAAAAACUAUGCUAAAGCAGUGAUUUUAUAUAUAAAACAAUAAAAUGCAGUUGUAGUAGCUCAAUUAGGAGAAAAAAAAGCAUUUAAGUUCUAUCGAGUUGUAAAAAAAAUGUAAAACAAUAUCAGAAAUCUGACACAUGUUAAUAAAUAUACAAGAGAUGAAGAUUUCAUUAAACUUUUUAGGAUAUUGUGGUAUAAAUAUAUAAUUAGCUUUUAGUAACAAAUUCUUAAGAAAAGACUACAUCAGUUAUAUUUAUAAUUCAAAAAUCUAAUAGAAGACUAGCCAUUUAAAAGGCAAGCACAUUAUUAGAAAAAACCUUUUCAAAAUUUGA
Molecule: messenger RNA, 816 nt
Organism: Paramecium sonneborni
Lineage: Eukaryota; Ciliophora; Oligohymenophorea; Peniculida; Parameciidae
Source: the annotation of a GenBank genome assembly